AAAAAGAAAAGAAAAGAAACCCCUCUUUAUUUUCUGUCUUUUUUUAUUUUUUUUAUACCUGUUAUUCUUUUUUUUUUUUUUGUACAUGAGUCAGUCUCCACCAACACAGCCUGAAAAUUAUCAUAUUCGACAGUCUUCUUUACAAACUGUUUAUGAAGAUAAUGACCCUUAUAGAAUAGCUAAAAAAAAUCAACAUUUAGAUUCUUUCUCUGAUGGUACAGUUUCUGAUGUCAUACAUUCUAGAACAGCAUCAGAUAGUAGUACAAGUAGAUUAUAUGCAAAUGCGAUCCCUUUUUCAACAUCUAAUAAAUAUGAAGACCCUUAUGCAAAAACUCAACACAAGAAAUGGAGAACGGUAAAUAAUGAUAGAGCUAAUUCAUAUUUACCUUAUUCACAUCAUGCAAGAGAUCCUAAUCAAAAAAGUGAGCCAAUUUAUAUUGAAGAAUAUGCAGCACCAGCGUCUACUACACUAGGUAUAGGAUCCAUGUUACAUGAUGGUAUGCCACCAGACUCACUCAAUAACCAGGCCUCUCAACAAGGAAAUGAUCUAGAAUUUACAGAUAAAAUGAUGAAUUUACCUGAUAUUGAUAAAAGAAGAAGGAAAAGGAAGCGAAUUUGUGGAUUGCGUUAUCGUACAGCAGCUUCUAUUUUAUUUUUAUUAUUUGUAGUCGUUAUUAUCGUAUGGUAUUUUGUAUGGCCACGUAUUCCCGUUUUGUCUUUAAAUGACGUUGACAACAUUGGUUCCAUUCAAGUAAUUACGAAUAGCACAAAGAAGAGUUUAUCAGCAAAUUGGCUAAUGAAUAUGACAGCGGAUAAUACAAACAAUUGGGUCCCUACACGUAUUCAAUAUAUUGACAUGACCAUUUCAGAUGAUAAUACAGAUGCAAGUUUUGGUACUGGCACCUCUGGUUUUCUCGUUUUACCAGCAAAAAAGAAAUCAUUUAUUACAAUUCCCAUGUCAAUUUAUUAUGCUUCAGAUAUAGCUAAUGAUACAACGUUUCAAGAUUUAUAUAAUGCUUGUGGUGUACAAGUGACGUCCAAUAUGCCCUUUGACAAUAAACAAGAUGUAUUAAAUAUUACAAUUCAUAUUGCAAUUCAAAUUUCUGGAUUUGCUUGGACAACUAGAAGGCAUAUACCCUAUUAUGAUUUAUCUUGUCCAACAAGCUAAUAUAUACCACCACCACCACCACCCGCACACACACACACACACACAAAAG
Messenger RNA from Cokeromyces recurvatus, 1217 nucleotides. RefSeq lists its product as uncharacterized. The record is from RefSeq and is a predicted model, not a curated record. The transcript has 2 exons. Lineage: Eukaryota; Fungi; Mucoromycota; Mucoromycetes; Mucorales; Mucoraceae. Bases 86 to 1168 code for a protein of 360 amino acids.